This is a messenger RNA of Aureobasidium musti, 201 nucleotides long. NCBI's taxonomy places the organism in Eukaryota, Fungi, Ascomycota, Dothideomycetes, Dothideales, Saccotheciaceae. The record is from the annotation of a GenBank genome assembly.
AUGUCGUCAAACCAAAUGCAAGAGAUCAUGGAGAUGCCCCGCGAGUUCGUCAAGGACGGCACCCAAUUCAUCAACCGCUGCACGUAUCGCGAAUUCCUCAAGAUCAGCCAGGCCGUCGGUGUCGGUUUCCUCGUCAUGGGCGUUAUCGGUUACGUCGUCAAGUUGAGUACGUUGCCUGCAGCUUCCUGUGGUUGUGGAUAA